UUCCAGAUGACGCGACUGAGGCCCAACCAGCUUUGUAGGAGGCGGAGUCUCCCCAGGGUCUCUCUCCAGCUGUCCUAGGGGAGGGGGCUGUGGGAACCACGAGGCCCCUCCCUGCCUCUAGCUCCAUCUCCCGGCAAGCUCCGAGAGGCGGGGAGAGAGAGCCGGAGGAGGAGAACUCUGCAGCUCUGCAGAAGGGGCCAGGAGCUCCGGUGUUUGGUACCCCCGGCCCCGCCGCCACUGCUGCUGCUACUGCUGCAGCGGGGACACAGAACUGGCUGUGGCUGCUCUCUUCCUUCUCUUCCUCCUCCUGCUGCUACCGCUGCCGCCGCCGCCGCCGCCGCCGCCGCCGCCGCCGCUGCUACCGCUGCUGGGUACACACCGCCAGCCCCUCGGGGUGUGGUUUCCUCAGAACUGCCCCCAAAGGUGGGACCCAGCCUUCUCCCGGACUCCCCUGCCAGCCUCCUGCCUUGUCCAGCAGCCCCCUUUCCCGGAGACACACCCAACUUCAUUCCAGUACCCGACUUUCCAACCCACUUUGGGGGGGAAAUCCCUUUCCUCUUAGUCUUUUGAGAUCGGUGUGCUGAGGGCUAUGCCCAACUUUGGUCCAGUUGUGCCUAAGCCUCUUGGGAUUUCCCCAAGACCCUUUUUCCUUUCCCCAGAACUCUUCAGAUAGUGGUCCAGGCUUCCUGUAGCCCUCCAGAUACCCUCUCCCACAGAUAUCUUCCAGCCCCUAAGAAAAUCCACCCUCUUAACUACCCCACUCUCCUGUUCAGCCCCACCUGGGGCCCUUUGCCUCUCCGGCCUUUCCCAGAACUCCUGUAGUGUGUAGAAACACCCCCCAGGCUAUUCUUGGCAGCUCCAGUCACUCCCAAGGCACUUUUUAGCCUCUUUACAACCUCCUGGCUCUAUAGGCACCCUUGAGAUGCUCCAGUACCCUUUCCAGAUCCUCAAGGGUCCUCCAACUCCCUUAUUUCCCCUGCCCCCCAGAAGACUUGAGGGUGUAGACAAACCCCCUCCUCUUUCUUGGACCCUUUAAUAUUCCCCCGACUAUCAGCCUCUUUCAAGCACCUCUGGUCCCAUCUUCCUCUCUCUGGAUGUCCCUAUAUCCUCUCCAACCUGCUGAGGGGUUUCAGGCCCUUUGUUGGGAACCCAUGAGUGUGGAUAACUCCUUACUUGUCUCUCGGUCCCUCUAGAUACCCCUAGACAUCUCUCAGGAACAUGCUGACCCCCUAGAAUCAUCUCAGUCUCUCUAAACCUGAGGUUCCUUUGGCACCUCAGACCCUUCUCAGUCAAUUGGGACACCACCACUCAGGCCUCCCCUAGACUUUAAAUGUCCACCAAGCUACUGCCUGUCUCUCUCGUUCCUCCUCCUGGUUCCUCUUGGCCUCUCUAGACACCCCAAGUUUCCUUGCCCGGGUAGCCCAGGGCCUCUCCAAGCCCCCACCAUCCUGGAGACAGCUACCUUCUCCUAAACGUUUGCCACACCCCCCUCAAGUCUCCGUGGGCCUGGGGAGCCUCAGGAUGGCAGCAGGCGUGGCCACAUGGCUGCCCUUUGCACGGGCCGCAGCGGUGGGCUGGCUGCCCUUAGCCCAGCAGCCCCUGCCCCCAGCCCCUGGGGUGAAGGCAUCUCGAGGGGAUGAGGUUCUGGUGGUGAACGUGAGUGGCCGGCGCUUUGAGACCUGGAAAAACACACUGGAUCGCUACCCGGACACUCUCCUGGGCAGCUCGGAGAAGGAAUUCUUCUAUGAUGCGGACUCGGGCGAGUACUUCUUCGAUCGUGACCCAGACAUGUUCCGCCAUGUGCUGAACUUCUACCGCACAGGCCGGCUGCACUGCCCUCGACAGGAGUGUAUCCAGGCCUUCGAUGAAGAGCUGGCCUUCUAUGGCCUCGUCCCCGAGCUGGUGGGCGACUGCUGCCUGGAAGAGUACCGGGACCGCAAGAAGGAGAACGCGGAGCGCUUGGCCGAGGACGAAGAGGCUGAACAGGCUGGGGACGGACCAGCCCUACCGUCAGGCAGUUCCCUGCGACAGCGACUCUGGCGGGCCUUCGAGAACCCACACACGAGCACUGCAGCCCUUGUUUUCUACUAUGUGACCGGUUUCUUCAUCGCUGUGUCAGUCAUCGCCAAUGUGGUGGAGACCAUCCCGUGCCGAGGCCCCGCGCGGCGCCAACUGAGGGAGCAGUCCUGUGGUGACCGCUUCCCGAUGGCCUUUUUCUGCAUGGACACGGCCUGUGUGCUCAUCUUCACCGGUGAAUACCUCCUGCGGCUCUUUGCCGCCCCCAGCCGUGGUCGCUUCCUGCGCAGCGUGAUGAGCCUCAUCGAUGUGGUGGCCAUCCUGCCCUACUACAUUGCUCUUUUUGUGCCCAAGAAUGAUGAUGUCUCUGGUGCCUUUGUCACUCUGCGGGUGUUCCGAGUCUUCCGAAUCUUCAAGUUCUCCAGGCACUCGCAAGGCUUGCGGAUUCUGGGCUACACACUCAAGAGUUGUGCCUCUGAGCUGGGCUUUCUCCUCUUUUCCCUCACUAUGGCCAUCAUCAUCUUUGCCACUGUCAUGUUCUAUGCUGAGAAGGGCACCAGCAAGACCAACUUUACAAGCAUCCCAGCGGCCUUCUGGUAUACUAUUGUCACCAUGACCACACUUGGUUAUGGAGACAUGGUGCCUAGCACCAUUGCUGGCAAGAUCUUUGGGUCCAUCUGCUCACUUAGUGGUGUCUUGGUCAUUGCCUUGCCUGUGCCAGUCAUUGUGUCCAACUUUAGCCGCAUCUACCACCAGAACCAGCGGGCUGACAAGCGCCGAGCACAGCAGAAGGUGCGCCUGGCAAGGAUCCGAUUGGCAAAGAGUGGCACCACCAACGCCUUCCUGCAGUAUAAGCAAAAUGGGGGCCUUGAGGAUAGUGGCAGUGGGGAGGGGCAGGCGCUGUGUGUCAGAAGCCGGUCUGCUUUUGAGCAGCAACAUCAUCAUUUGCUGCACUGUCUAGAGAAGACAACGUGCCAUGAGUUCACAGAUGAGCUAACCUUCAGUGAGGCCCUGGGAGCUGCCUCACUGGGUGGCCGUACCAGCCGUUGUACCUCGGUCUCCUCCCAGCCGAUGGGAUCUGGCAGCCUGUUAUCUUGCUGCCCCCGCAGGGCCAAGCGCCGUGCCAUCCGUCUUGCCAACUCCACUGCCUCGGUUAGCCGUGGCAGCAUGCAGGAGCUAGACACACUGGCAGGGCUUCAGAGAAGCCCUGCUCCCCAGAGCCGCUCAAGCCUCAACGCCAAGCCCCAUGACAGCUUUGAUCUGAACUGCGACAGCCGGGACUUCGUGGCUGCCAUCAUCAGUAUUCCCACACCUCCUGCCAACACUCCAGAUGAGAGCCAACCUUCCUCUCCUGGCGGUGGUCGUGGCAGUGGUGGUAGGGCCAGCAACAUCCUCAGGAACUCCAGUCUGGAACCCCCUUGCCUCCUCCCUGAGACUGUCAAGAUCUCUUCCCUGUGAGGAGUGUGCCUGCCCAUUCAGAGGGCCCAUUUCAUUCUUGGGAACUCCUUUCCAAAGCCAUAUUUUGGGGAGCCGUGGAGGGGUAGGCAGAGGACCUCUUCUUCCUCCUGCCAAGAACUAUGCAAUGGAAGUUUCAUGGAAUGGCCCACCUGAUGGGGAAGUAGCCAAGGAGUAGGAAACGUCUGCUAGCCCAAACAGUUUUCCUGAUAGGAGCUGAAGCCUUGGGCUUUCACAGGUCCCAAGUUUCUGCUCCACCAUGCUAGGACUGGUCCUUCUCCUCCAUCUGGCCUCCUGCAUGCUCUUCCCCUUGGGUCCUCAGAGGCAGAUAAAACUCCAUUUAGUUUGACAUCUGAACUUUGGCCUGGCAGGGAGAGUUGAAAUUUAAUCUUUUCUUUGGCUGGGCUGUACAAGUUUGGGGGUUCAGAGGAGGUAACCUUCACCUCUAAUCUAGUCUCUAGGAGGCAAAGUCUUUGCCCUUCACCAGGCUCAGCAAUUCCCAGAUUCCGAAGCUUGGAAUGCAACCAUGGGCUUCGUGGGUUGUGGCCUUGGCAGUGCCCUGACCUGCCAACCUUACAGGCUUUGACCGUGGGUUCAGGCUGCUUCUCUUAACACACAGAUAGCACAAAUACUACCAUACUGGCUGUUGGAAAUGGGUUCCUGUCAUCCUGUCCUCUGCUGGGCCUCCAGCAACCUCUAGCAAUAGCAACUGCUGCCAUGACAAUAUGCAAAGCCUCAGACCAGUUUGCUGCAACAUUUAUAUCUGCCCUGAUCAGCUGGGCCACCUCUAACUACUCUUCUCUGGUUUGCUUUCUUCCUGGGUGGGGUUGGAGUCUGGACCUGCUGAGAUAAGAGCCCAGCAACCAGCAAUAGGUAGGCUGUGUUUGGAGAUCAUGGGCCAAUUCUUUAUUCUCGGGCAGGAGUCCAAAAGUGUCAUGGACAGAGGCCUGAGUUGUCCCCGAACUCAGGGAGGCAUAGGAAGAACUUGUUUGCUUCCUCUUCCUCCAUAUCUGUUUUCCAUAUAGUCUUCUCUCUUCUCCCUCUUGGGUCACCUUCUGGAACUGUCUUCUCAGGCUGAAAUCUGGCAUCAUCUCAGGUUCCCUGUCCCCUGCCCCCCACCCAAGCUCUGUCUCUGUGGAGCUAGCAGCUGAUAAAGACGGUUUCCAUCCAUCAAUAAAACCUGAGAGAAGAGAUGA
Jaculus jaculus (lesser Egyptian jerboa) is the source of this 4667-nucleotide messenger RNA. It is a transcript of the gene Kcnd1, whose product is annotated as potassium voltage-gated channel subfamily D member 1. Gene Ontology annotation, biological process: protein homooligomerization; potassium ion transmembrane transport. The coding region runs from base 1522 to 3474 and encodes 650 amino acids. The transcript has 7 exons. Gene Ontology annotation, cellular component: voltage-gated potassium channel complex; membrane. Gene Ontology annotation, molecular function: A-type (transient outward) potassium channel activity; protein binding. NCBI's taxonomy places the organism in Eukaryota, Metazoa, Chordata, Mammalia, Rodentia, Dipodidae. The record is from RefSeq and is a predicted model, not a curated record.